This is a messenger RNA of Pelmatolapia mariae (spotted tilapia), 611 nucleotides long. Its product is annotated as aspartate aminotransferase, mitochondrial-like. NCBI's taxonomy places the organism in Eukaryota, Metazoa, Chordata, Actinopteri, Cichliformes, Cichlidae. Gene Ontology annotation, biological process: L-aspartate catabolic process; biosynthetic process. The annotation marks the transcript as partial. Gene Ontology annotation, cellular component: mitochondrion. Gene Ontology annotation, molecular function: L-aspartate:2-oxoglutarate transaminase activity; pyridoxal phosphate binding. The record is from RefSeq and is a predicted model, not a curated record. The transcript has a single exon.
AUUGUGCUGUCGCAAUCCUUUGCCAAGAACAUGGGACUCUAUGGUGAACGUGUCGGAGGCCUCACUGUCGUGUGCAAAGAUGCAGAGGAGGCAAAGAGGGUGGAAUCUCAACUCAAGAUCCUCAUCAGGCCCAUCUACUCCAACCCACCAGUGAAUGGUGCCAGAACUGCAGCAACUAUUCUCAACACGCCAGAGCUGCGCUCACUGUGGCUGGAGGAGGUCCAUGGUAUGGCUAACCGCAUCAUCAAGAUGAGAGAGCAGCUGGUGGCUGGUUUGAAAAAGAAUGGCUCCUCCCACAACUGGCAGCACGUCAUCGACCAGAUCGGGAUGUUUUGCUUCACAGGACUCAAGCCAGAACAGGUCGAGCGCUUGACAAAAGAGUUCUCAGUGUACAUGACCAAGGAUGGCAGAAUUUCCAUGGCAGGUGUGACCUCUGGAAACGUGGGCUACCUUGCAGACGCGAUCCACGCAGUCACCAAGUAGAGUGGAUCCCGCUGGGAGAGCAGCAAAAAUCAGAAGGAGCAGCACUAAAGAGGAGCUUCAAGCGUCAUUUAUUCUGUCUCCUUCAUUCCACCUUUAGAAAACUUCCUCCUUUUUUUUUUUUCUUUUUU